Messenger RNA from Ictalurus furcatus (blue catfish), 3874 nucleotides. RefSeq names its product zona pellucida sperm-binding protein 3. The record is from RefSeq and is a predicted model, not a curated record. Gene Ontology annotation, cellular component: extracellular matrix. Gene Ontology annotation, molecular function: acrosin binding. The transcript is spliced from 6 exons. Gene Ontology annotation, biological process: egg coat formation; binding of sperm to zona pellucida; positive regulation of acrosome reaction. Lineage: Eukaryota; Metazoa; Chordata; Actinopteri; Siluriformes; Ictaluridae. Bases 293 to 1660 code for a protein of 455 amino acids.
GUUUACUUUUUUUACAUCACCUCCUCAAUUAAGGACUAAAGUUAAAUUUCAGUUCUAUGAUUGGCAAAUUGCUUGCUAGGUCAUGUGACCUAGACAAUUAAGAGAAUUAAACAAUUGGUCCAAUCACAUGCAAGGGGCAGUAAAAUUCUAAUUGCUGUCAUCUGUUAGGCAGUCCAAUUAUUUACACAACAGGCUCAGAAGAACAUCAGGAUGCUAAGAAAUGCUUGAAUACCUGCAUAAAUAGGAGGUGCUCUCCAAGUAGUGGUGUGCUUGCAGUUGUCUGUUAACAACAAUGGGUUUCAACCAUGUGGGGUUUGGUGUGCUGUUGAUAAUUACAGUUGGGUUGUCAGCAGCACAAUGGCCAGGAUUGAUGAACGCUUCUGCUGGAUUUCAACCUAACAAGCCAGGUCAUCCUUCACUGCAAGUGAUUGCUGGGUUGCCUUCUCAGUGGAUGCAAAGUGGCCCCCAGAGUGGAAACCCUGCAGUAGCCCCGUUUGGAUUGCGGCUUCAAAAUCCUUCAGAUGCUCAAGACCAGCAAGUAAUGCAGAGACCAGUGAAGAAACUGACUUGGCGUUUUCCAGCAGCACCACAAAUCCCAACCCCACCAACACCAGUGAACUUUGUAAGACAGUCUGAUGCUGUUCCUACCCAGAGUGUAAUAGCAAGGUGCAAUGAGACUGCAGUGUAUGUAGAGGUGAGAAAAGACUUGUUUGGUACUAGUGCACCCCUCAAUAUUGCUGCUCUCACACUGGGAGGCUGUGCUGCCAAAGGGGUGGCUGUUUCUUCUCAAUUCCUUGUCUAUGAAUCACCAUUGCAUGGCUGCAACAGCAAGUUGACUGUGACUGCAAAUGAGCUGGUCUAUAUCUUCACCCUUGGUAUUGCUUCAGUGCCCUUAAGUAGUGCUCCCAUUUUAAGAAGUCCUGGUGCUAUAGCUUUUGUUGAGUGCCACUAUCUGAGAUUCCACAAUGUGAGUAGCAGUGCUCUCCUGCCUGCUUGGAUUCCAUAUGCUUCUGCUCAAGCUGCUGAGGAACAUCUCCUUUUCUCCUUGAGGCUCAUGAUGGGUUUGUAUCAUGGUUGGCUUGUAGCUUGCUUGUUUGAGGCUGGGUUACUAAUGAAGCUUCUCCUUGUAGAUGACUGGAUAUCUAAAAGACCUUCUGAUUACAACUACCAGCUGGGUGAACUUAUAAAUAUUGAGGCAUCUGUAGUGCAGUUCAACCAUGUGCCCCUGCGUGUCUUUGUAGACAGCUGUGUGGCCACUGCUGUCCCUGAUACAAAUGCAGUCCCCAGAUAUUCCUUCAUUGAGAACCAUGGGUGCUUGAUUGAUGCCAAGCUUACACAGUCCAGUUCCCGCUUCAUGCCCCAAACUCAAGCAGCUAAGCUGGGGUUUCAGCUGGAGGCAUUCAAGUUUCAGCAUGUGAACAGUAGCUGGUUCUAUAUUGCAUGCAUCUUGAAGGCAACAGCAGCAUCUGCCCCUGCUGAUGCUGAGCACAAGGCUUGUUCCUUCUCAGGCAAUAGAUGGACUGCUGCAUAUGGUGUUGACCAGGUAUGCAGCUGUUGUAGCAGCAGCUGUGGUUCAAGGAAGGGACGUGAUCUCUCAUCAGAGCAAGGUAUUUGGGAGAACCAUGUUGGUGUUCAUGUCGCUUCAAUUUGCAGUCUUUGACCUGAAAUGCCACUACACAACCUAUGAUUCUGUUGUAUUUGUGGUUUUGUAACCUGUUCAUGCACUUCACCUUUAUUUGCAGGCUUGCAGCUGGAGAGAGAAGUGAGCCUUGGCCCAGUCAUGGUUCUGGAAAAUGUCUGGUAGUCUAAUGACUUUGUCUAAAUAAAAUUUUAUAACUUGUAUGUCUUGUGAUGCUUUGUUACUUCUGAUGCACAACUGGGUAUGCUCUUGUCUUGUAAUGGGCAGAGUGCAAGCAGGGACUCCCAGCAAAACUGACUGCAUAACUAGGUGGGCUAGCCAGAAGAUGGCUGACGUUAAGGUGCCCCGAUUGGUAAAACUUGUGUGCCUUUAUUUGGGAGUAUUUCCCUGAUUCUCCCCCAGGGUGGCAUAAUUGGAUUUACUAAACUUGGGAUAAACAUUUCCCUCCACUUGGGAAUGCCACAAACAUACACAUUCAGUGCACUUAAGUAGUUUUCCAACCAUUUUAGAGCAGCUUCACUAAGAACUAUAGACCUAAGCUUCUGUAGCCAUUGAUUGUAAUCAAAAGGUCAACAAAUAAUGCUGCACAGAACUUUUUUGCUAUCUAAAAAGUUAGUCAUUUGUGACUAACACAGCUGCUGUUAUGGUACUGUGACUUGCUCUAAAACCUAAUUGGUGAUCAUUAAGGAUAUUCAGCUAGAAAUUGUUUAUCAAUGAUUAGGGGGUUUUUGUUUUUUUUUUUUUUUUUUUUUUAAGUUAGAACUGGUAAUCUGGAGACGCAAUGACUAAGAGCUGAAGGGUCCACCUUUUAAUAACGGAAUGACUGUUGCUGAUUUCCACAUUCUUGCUAUGGUAUUGGAAGUUGAUCUUGGAUUAAAGAUGGAAGCAAUUGGCCCUGCCACAAUCCCAGCAGCCAUUUGUUAAAAAUAGGGCUCAAUUUUAUCAACUCCUUCUGAUGUUUUAAUGUCUAGUUUAACUAAAGCAUUGUAAACUUGGGAAGUUGAAAUGGGAGGAAAAAUUAAACUCUUGUUCAGGGCAAUGUUUAGCAGGGUCAACAGAUUUCAUAAAGGUACCAGAAUUAAUAGACUCGGAACUUAAGCCAGCAAAAAAAAUGUUUCUAAAAGUCUCAGCAAUAUCUACUCUACCCUUAACUACAGUUUGGUUGACAGUUAAAUGAGCUGGAACUUCAAGCAAUAAACUUGCAGUCAAUGUAUAACUUCCUAUUUGAUUUAGUCAUUAGAGGAUGUACAAAGUGGAUCAAUAUAAAUAUUUUGAGCAUACCUGACCAAUUAGGGUUUUUUUUUUUUUAACACAGGAACUGUUAAAUUUUAAUGAUUUCUGUGUAAUUUUGUAUCAUUUGAGUUAGUAACUUAUAAUCGGUUAGAGCUGCCACUCAACCAUUGUUAGCCAAACUCCGUCAAUGUCUAAAAAUAAAUUUCAGUUCUACAUAAGGCCAAGCUAAUUGGCUUGACAAAGAUUUUGAACCAAUCAGAUGCCAGGAAGUAUAAAAUACUAAUUGGUGUCAUCUGUGAGGCAACCCUUGAAAUGAAAAUUCCGCUUUUUAAAUUAAAUUAAUGAACUUAAUGAGAAAAUGAACUUUUCCACCAUAUUCAAAUUUUUUGAGAUGCACCUGUAGGUGUAAUCCUAAAACAGCCUCAUGAAUAGAGCUAAAAGAGCAUCAUGAUUUCUACCCAAACCUGAUUUGCAUUUAUAGAUAAACAGAUGAAGUCAAAGAAAAGUGUACAUCGGUUUACCGACAGUUUAUAAAGGUUCCUUCAUUUCAAACACCCGUUUUUUAUUUUAUUUUAUAAUAACCAUGCAAAUAACUGCUGUGAGCAUUCUACAUUAGGUGCCACCUGAAUAAGAAAGCUAUUCUUUGAUAUGGCUUUUCUGCAGAUCCUUUCUGUGUGUUAGUUUUUAUUGGAGUAAUAUACUCUAUUUUAUAAUGUGUUUUGAGUUGUCUGAAUUACUAAGAGCCUAACCUAAGAGCUGUAUUAUCCAGCCAAAUAUACAGCACACUGAAUUUAAAUUAGCACUGAAUAUUGGAGCAUUUUGAGCUAUAAAACACUGCUUGGACACAACAUGGACAUUACCAUGUAAAAUUGGUAGGUGAUAUCCUAGCUAUAGGAAAAUGUUCUACAUAUAGUAAUAUAGUAUAUAAGAAAACACUAGUUAUACUGCAAAGUAGUGCAAUGUAAUUAAUUUGUGCAGUCCAAAGGAAGGUAAGUUGUUGGU